ACGCAAGAAGAGAAACUCUGCAGUCUUCUUCUUCUUCCCCUUCGUCUUCCCCCAACACCGGCGAACCCACCGCGGAGCGAAACCCUAAUUCGAAUCCCCGAACCGGCGCGCGCCUCCCCGUAUUCGGAGCCGAGCCGAGCCGAGCCGAGCUCGAGGUUUGGGAGCGCUUUGAUUUGGGCGCGAGGGCGGGAGCGGCAUGGAGAUGCGGGCCGGGCUGCGGAGCUGGAGCUGGAGCUGGAGCUUCGUCGUCGUCUGCGCGUCGUGGCUAACCCUAGCGACGCUCCGGCUGGCGGGCGCCAACUCCGAGGGGGACGCGCUGUACACCUUCCGGCGGAGCCUGUCGGAUCCGGACAACGUGCUCCAGAGCUGGGAUCCGACCCUGGUCAACCCCUGCACCUGGUUCCACAUCACCUGCAAUCAGGACAACCGCGUCACUCGAGUGGAUUUAGGAAACUCUAAUCUAUCUGGACAUCUGGUACCUGAACUCGGGAAGCUCGAGCAUCUUCAGUAUCUUGAGCUUUACAAGAACAACAUUCAAGGAACUAUUCCAACCGAGCUUGGUAACUUGAAGAGUCUCGUUAGCUUGGACUUGUAUAACAACAAUAUCACUGGGAACAUCCCUCCCUCACUGGGGAAGUUGAAAUCUCUUGUUUUCCUGAGGCUAAAUGAUAAUAAGUUGACUGGGCCAAUCCCAAGGGAACUUGUUGGCAUUUCAAGUCUAAAAGUCGUGGAUGUAUCAAACAACAACCUUUGCGGAACUAUUCCUACUACGGGACCAUUUGAACACAUUCCGCUGAACAACUUUGAGAACAACCCACGACUAGAAGGACCCGAGUUGCUCGGGCUUGCAAGUUACGACACCAACUGUUAUUAAUGGGUUGCAUAAUGCGAAAUCUCAUAGUUGGUAUGGUCAUGCAGUCUCAAGAGUCAGAAAUCUAUCAUCUUACAGUGUAAAAGUGGAUCUGUCAAUGCGAUCCUCAUAUGAGUAAUUUGUAUAUUGUAUUAUACUUGAAUGCUUUAGCAUUUGGAACUCUGGGUUGUUAUGUUGUUUGGGAGACAUUCUAAGUUAUGAAUCUGUAUUGUCAUAGUACUAGUGGAAGCUUGAUAGCAAAAAAUCGAAGCGGUUUUCGGUGACGUGAUGGUCAGAACUGAUGCUUUGACAAUAUCGAUAGAUUGACAGUCGGCGUCACCGCCAAUAUUGAUAGUCGAAAUGGGUCUAUUUUGUUGCAGAA
Messenger RNA from Syzygium oleosum, 1232 nucleotides. RefSeq names its product leucine-rich repeat protein 1. The record is from RefSeq and is a predicted model, not a curated record. The coding region runs from base 197 to 874 and encodes 225 amino acids. Gene Ontology annotation, molecular function: protein binding. NCBI's taxonomy places the organism in Eukaryota, Viridiplantae, Streptophyta, Magnoliopsida, Myrtales, Myrtaceae. The transcript has 6 exons.